CCAAAUAUUAUUGAACAAGAACAAGAAACUGAUAGUGAAAAUGAAUUUCAAGAUUCUGCAGAUCCAACUAAAAAUAAUUUAGAAAAAGUAUUAAGUUUAUGGGAAUCUAUGCUUGAGAAUGAAAAAUUGUAUGAUUGGGACGAAGAGAUAACUGACUCAUUACUUAAUGCUGAAUUAUCAUCUGAUAUUCUUUUAGCUCAUGAACAUCCUCAAAGAAAUAAACGUGCAAAAUGGAUUCUUGGUGAACUAUUUGUUAACAAAUUAGAUCCACCUUCAUAUAUUAAUGAAUUAUAUUUGUUAUUAUUGGAUCUAAAUUAUAAAAAAGAUUUG
Racocetra fulgida is the source of this 330-nucleotide messenger RNA. The record is from the annotation of a GenBank genome assembly. Lineage: Eukaryota; Fungi; Glomeromycota; Glomeromycetes; Diversisporales; Gigasporaceae.